UUCCCGCUCAGUAUCACGCCAAACGCGACCGGCGCAAGCGCAGUCGUCACACGUACGAUAGCACUUCUACAUACGACGCACUGCAUCCCGUGCUUACUAUUUUUUUUAAUCUAUUUAUAGAUAUAAAAAUUAAUUUGCGGUGCGAGAAUCACAGGAGAGUUCCCCGUUAUGGGGCAAAACUUAAUUCUACAGUUUGCUGUGAGCGUACUGCUGAUCAGCGGGACUGUGUCUUCUCCCCGUCAGGAGAAAGAGUCUUUCUUCCGUGGUGCAGUGGAAACGAUUCCAAAACAUGACCCCUUACCGCAACCAAUACGAGCAUCGGUCGAGAGUGUUCCGCUUAGAAAUCGACGAGACGAAGGUUACAUGCGCCUGCCAUUAAGAGAUGCUGUUGAGAAACGACCAAUUCCCGUCAUUGAUCCUCAAUUCUUAGCAAAAGCUAUCGAGAGUAGUGAUGAAUUAAUGGAUGGUUUAUCAAGUCUAGAAGAAAUUAACAAAUAUUACGGGGCCGCAAACUACCUAAAUAAUGGUUCGCGCACUGAUGAAAGACUUCAGCUGGGCAACGCCAAUCUUCAAGAAAUGCAACAAACUGACGGUGGUCCGAUGGCACGCCGCAUAGUGGUGUGUUACUUCGAGUCGUGGGCGGCGUACCGCGCGCCCCCGUUGGCGUAUACCGCGGGGCUCAUGCCGCGCUCUUGUACUCACCUGCACUACGCCUUCGCAGUGCUGCACCCUCACACAUAUGCCGUUAUACCAGCCAAUGAAGAUUAUGAUAUUAUCAAAGGUGGCUACCGCAUUGCAACUGGCCUGAAACGUCGAUUCCCAAGCCUUCGUGUCCUUAUCAGUAUCGGUGGCGAAGGCACUAGUCGUCUCUUCAGUGAAAUGGUACAGGAGCCUUACAGAAGAAACGCAUUUGUUGAUAGCGCACUCGCGUUCUUGUUAGACAACGAUUUUGAUGGAAUCGAUCUACACUGGAUUUACUCUGGAGAUAGAGAUGAAAAGGAGAAAGAGCUAUUAACAAGUCUACUUUACGAGCUUCGUGAGAAAUUAUCGCCAUAUGGAUAUCUCCUCUCUACUGUCUUACCGCCUUUCAGAUAUCAAAUAGAAGACGGCUACGACCUGGGCGCGGUUAGUGGUGCUACUGAUUACACGAUCCUGCAGGCGUGGGACAUGACUCAUGGGAGACGAGAUGAGCCACCCACGAGGGCUGUGCAGCAUAGCGCGCUGCAUAGAGAUCCGGGAGCAUCCUCCAGAGAUCAGAGAUACGAUAAUAUUGAGUUCAUGGUAAAAUACAUUUUGCGUCAUGGAAUGGCGGCUGACAAAUUGGUGUUGGGCAUACCCCUGUUCGGCCGCAGCUAUACUCUUUCUGAAACAUCAAUGUCGUCGCCUGGUGCGGCUGUCAAUGGAUGGGGAGAUGAGGGAACCUACACUCAAACUAAAGGAAUGCUAGCGUACUUUGAGAUUUGUAUGGCAGAACGCGAAGGUAAAGGAGAAAGUCUUCUAGACGAAGCUGGUAAUUCGUACGCAGUGUUUGGUAAUCAAUGGAUCACAUACGACACACCUGACACAAUACUUGAAAAGAUGAAAUUCGUGAUAAGUAUAGGCUUGGCGGGAGCCGCCGCGUGGGCGAUCGACAUGGAUGACUUCCGUGGACUCUGCGGAUCCCCUUACCCCAUCUUGAGCGCUAUAUCGACAACACUGAACGGGGAAUUGACACAUACCGAUCAAUCGUCUUUGAAGAUUGGCGCGUGUCAGGCGGAGGUACCGUACUUAGCUUCUGACGAGGAGUCUUGCGCACACUUCCACUUCUGUACCGGCGGUAUUAGCUACAGGAUGGUCUGUGAAGAUGAGAGACUCUAUGAUCCUUCUACUGGUUUCUGUGGUCACCAAGAUGUCGCAAAAUGUGUUCCCGGACAAAGUUUACGAAUAACAGUCGAGGAUGCAGCAAGAUUCUUGUCACAAGCUUACGAGACCGACUUUGCGUUCAGCAAAGGUGUAUCAACGAUUAAAGAAGCUGCACAACUUAUAGUAACACCACAAUCUGAAAUUAAAAAGAGUAGAGACAGCGAUAAACGUGUGGUUUGUUAUAUGACGAAUUGGGCAUUCUAUAGACGUGGCGAAGGAAAAUUCGUACCCGAGCAAAUUGACACACGACUCUGCACGCAUGUUGUUUACGCAUACUCUUCUUUACUGACUGACGAUCUUGUUAUCAAAGAGUUUGACCCAUGGGCUGAUAUAACUAACAAUUUAUAUGAACGUGUGACUUCCCUUGGAGAUGUUAAAGUACUAUUAGGUUUGGGUGGCUGGACAGACUCCGCUGGGGAUAAAUACUCUCGUCUUGUGUCAUCGAGCGCCGCUCGCACCAAAUUUGUCGUCAAAGCGGUCAGCUUCCUGCGAAUGCACAACUUCAAAGGUCUCCACUUGGACUGGAAUUAUCCAGUUUGCUGGCAGAGUAACUGCAAAAAGGGCGCAAGAUCUGAUAAACAAAAUUUCGCUAAAUUGGUUCAGGAAUUGUCUAAAGCGCUCCAUGCAGCGGACAUGGAACUAGGUGUCGCCAUCUCUGGUUACAAGGAGGUCAUUGAAGCCGCUUACGAUCUACCCAUCAUAUCGAAAGCAGCAGACUUCUUGAGCACCAUGACAUACGAUUACCACGGAGGCUGGGAACGGACUACAGCUCAUCAUACACCCCUCAUACCCGCUCAGAGAGAUGCCCUGGCUUAUUACUCUAUUGAAUAUGCUAUAAAAGCGAUCAUAGAGGGUGGAGCGGAUCCGAAAAAGGUGCUGCUUGGCUUGGCGUUCUACGGUCAGUCGUACAGACUGGCGGAUGUCGAAGGACCAAAUGGACCUGGGGCUCCCGCCGCGGGCCCUGGUGAAUCCGGAGAGUUUACAAAACAACCUGGAAUGCUGUCCUACUAUGAAAUAUGUUACAGAGUUAAAAACUUACGUUGGAAGACCGGCAGACAAGAUAAAGCUGGUCCCUUUGCAUACUCAGACAACCAAUGGGUUGGAUACGACGAUCCAAAAUCUAUCCGUGAAAAGGUUGAGUGGGCAAUGCGUCAGGGGUUGGGGGGUGUGACGGCUUGGGCGAUUGACCUGGACGACUUCAGCAACCGCUGCUGCUCAGAACCCUCGCCGCUGCUGCGCGCUGCGGGCCGCGCUCUCGGCCGCGACGUGCCCCUGCCUCCCAAGUCAUCCUGCGAGCGCCCACCGGAACCCGUUACCCCUGCACCACCUACCACUACGCCUGCCGAAUCUGAUGGAUCUGUCGUCAGUACUACUGAACAUCAUCACGGUGGCCACGAGCACGAUCAUACGACGAAGGCGCCAACAACGUGGCCGAGCUGGACUCAACAGACCACCACUGCCAUGACGUGGUGGCCUCAGGCGACCACUACGCCUGCUAAACCCGCGACCACAACUACUAUGAGAACAACAACAACCAGACGGACUACCACCACACGGAAACCAACAACGACUGCAGCAGCUCCUGAAAUGGAUACGGGUGUGGAAGGAUCAGACUGCGAGGCCGGAGAAUACCGCGCUGCACCGGGCGACUGUGAGGCGUACCUGCAGUGCGAGGGCGGCCAAUGGCGCAAGCAUCGCUGUGCGCCCGGCCUGCACUGGUCCGCUAAAGCCGGACGAUGUGACUGGCCUAGCUUCGCUAAAUGCAAAGAAAAACCUCCUAGUCAAGCGAGUACGGCAACAACAACAUUAGCUCCGAUGACAUCACGACCACCACCAACAACAACGACGAGACGCACCACCACUACACGGAGGACCACUACUACUACCACAACGACCACGACAACAACGCCCAGGCCGAGACCAACAACAACAACGACGACAACUACAUCUGCACCUACUAGUGAUGAUGGCCCGGCAGAGGGUCUACCGUGUGCCGGACAAGACUACGUGUCAGUGCCUGAGGAUUGCAACUCGUACCUGCAUUGCGACGGCACCACUUGGCGGCUGCAGCGCUGCGCCCCCGGCCUGCACUGGAGCGCCAAGCAGAAGCACUGCGACUGGCCUAAGUACGCCAAGUGCCAAGGUUCCACCCAAAAGACAACCACGCUGCCGCCGAAAACAACUCGAUCUCCCAAGCCAACAAGACCACCAACGACCACAACAACAUCCAGUAGUUCAGAACUGCAAGAAGAUGGUCUUUGUGGUGAAAAUCAAAUGUACGCGCCGGCAUCCACAUGCGACGCAUACUUGCUCUGUGUGGGCGGGCGCUGGCGCAAACAGCUUUGCCCUAGCGGCCUGCACUGGGACAAACGCAGCAACAGAUGCGACUGGGUCGACUUCGCUAUGUGUGAAGCGUCGAAACCAACAUCAGCAGCUACAACGACAAGAAAGCCAGUGUACCAGAUCACAUCAACAACCCCAAAAACAACAACUAGACGGCCAACAACUACAACGAAGAAGCCAUUCAUAUUAUCGGAGGAAUAUCAGAAACCAACGCGUUGUGUGACUGGUACAUACCACACGCAUCCUCGCUGCGAAAAGUUCUACGUGUGUGUGAACGGCGUGCUGGUGACCCAGAGCUGCGCCCCCGGCCUCGUCUGGAGCCAGGAGCGGUCGCAGUGCGACUUCCCCUCCGCCAACUCCUGCUCCGACCGGCGCAAAGUCACAUCCGCUGCUAUGGUCGAUGCACCCAAGCUUACGACUUCAAACGGCCUACCUGAUACAGAUGUUAUUGACGAUAAGCCAAAAUACUGCGAGAGUGGUCAAUACGACAGAGAUCCUAAUGAUUGUACCAAAUAUCGUCACUGUCUGUUUGGCCAAUUUGAAGAAUUCGCUUGCAGUGCCGGCUUGCACUGGAAUCAGGAUAAGUUAAUAUGUGACUGGCCACGAAGUGCGAAAUGUAAGAAACGUAAAGUCCCUAACACUAUGACGACCACAACCACAACCACAGAAUCACAUCUCAUGGACCCAAUUGAAGUGGACACCGAAGUCAAACCCGAAAUACCAAUAAAACCAAUCGAAUCUUCCCCGACAACAGUAGCACUUGUAGAUCCAUCUUCUAGACCAGCAUUACUUAAUACACGCUAUAAACUUAUUUGUUACUACACGAAUUGGUCGUGGUACCGUCCUGGACUUGGAAAAUACGGUCCUGAAGAUAUUGAUCCAAGUCUUUGUACACACAUCGUUUUCGGAUUCGCCGUUUUGGGACCUGACGGUCUUAUAACUCCUCACGAUCCUUGGGCAGAUCAAGAAAAUCGCUUAUAUGAAAAAGUUGUUGAAUACAAGAAAUAUGGAAUAAAGGUGUCCUUAGCUAUUGGUGGAUGGAAUGAUUCCGUUGGAGACAAGUAUUCCAAAUUAGUCAACGACCCUGAAGCGCGCGCAAGAUUCGUGAGCCAUGUCGUAGAAUUCUUAGAGAGAUAUGGUUUCGAAGGACUGGAUUUAGACUGGGAAUACCCUAAAUGUUGGCAGGUAGAUUGUUCGAUGGGACCAGAUGCAGAUAAGGAGGGUUUCGCUGACUUGGUCCGUGAACUCUCUGCAGUUUUCAAACCUAAAGGACUGUUACUGUCCGCUGCAGUCUCGCCCAGUAAGAGAGUGAUAGAUGAGGCGUACGACGUGCCGAUCCUAGCGAGACAUCUCGAUUGGAUCGCCGUGAUGACGUAUGAUUACCACGGCCAGUGGGAAAAGAAGACUGGCCAUGUUGCGCCCUUGUUUUAUCAUCCCGAUGACGACAACACAUACUUCAAUGCGAACUACACCAUGCACUAUUGGAUGGAAAAGGGAGCACCAUCCUCUAAGCUGGUGAUGGGCAUUCCUACAUACGGACAGUCGUUCACGACAUUAUCAUCAUAUGAUAUUAAUUCCUUGAAUAUACCUGCAAUGUAUGGCGGAGAUGCCGGAGAAUAUACCAGGGCUAAAGGAUUCUUAGCGUAUUACGAGAUUUGUGAGCGCAUCAUCGAUAGAAGAUGGAAGGUUGUCAAGGACCCUCUCCAACGGAUGGGGCCAUUUGCAUACAAAGGCAACCAAUGGGUGUCUUACGAUGACGUCGAAAUUAUAAAGAGAAAAGCUAACUUUAUAAAAUCACUUAACUUGGGAGGCGGUAUGGUUUGGGCGCUCGAUCUUGAUGACUUUAAAAACAGAUGCCGACAAGGCCGACACCCACUUAUUAAUGCUAUAAAAGACGGUCUUUUGGAUGCCAGUGUAGAUUAUGGACAUGUACAACCUAUUACUGAAACAUCUAAUCAAAUAGACGAAGAUUUAGAGGACAUUGAAGUGAGACCGUCGUACACGAGGCCCAAACCUACUACAACUACGAAGAAACCAAUAAGACAAACUACACCAUACACAACUUCUACGACACCCGCUACCACUCCCACUACAACCAAAGCUACCACUACAACUAAACUGACCACUACCACCACGAUGAAACCAACACCACCUGUCAUCAUGGAUGAAGAAGAGCAAUACAAAGUUGUGUGCUACUUUACAAACUGGGCUUGGUACAGAACGGGAACAGGAAAGUUUACGCCAGGUGAUAUUGAUCCAUCUCUUUGUACACAUAUUAUAUACGCGUUUGCGGUCCUUGACAGCGAUAAAUUGGAGAUCAGACCUCACGACAAUUGGCUGGACGUUGAAAACAAAUUCUUCGAAAAAGUAGUUGGAUUGAAACACGAUGGUGUUAAAGUUUUGCUCGGUCUUGGAGGUUGGAAAGAUUCAGCUGGAAAUAAAUAUUCACGUCUCGUUAACAGCCCUACAGCUCGACGAAAGUUCGUACUUCAUACUCUCGAUUUCUUAGACGAAUAUAACUUUGAUGGCUUAGAUAUAGACUGGAAUUAUCCAAAAUGUUGGCAAGUCAAUUGUGACAAAGGACCAAGCUCUGACAAAGAAGGAUUUGCCCGUCUCAUCACGGAACUACGUUCAGCAUUCGUUCCUCGUGGCUUGCUGCUCUCUGCGGCGGUAUCGGGCGGCAAGAAUGUCAUUGACGCUGCAUACGACAUCCCUGUUUUGGCUAAGCAGUUGGACUGGAUAUCUCUUAUGACCUAUGAUUAUCAUGGCCAGUGGGAUAAAAAGACGGGUCACUUGGCUCCUAUGUAUUCAGGAAAUGACGAAAACUGCGAAGAUGUGAAUAGUGUGAACUUUACAGUUAGUUACUGGAUCAAGGGUGGCGCUCCAAGAGAAAAACUGGUGAUGGGUUUACCGUUCUAUGGUCAAUCCUUCUCAUUAUUGGAAAAUGAAAACAACAGGUUGGGGGCACCGACCUAUGCCGGAGGAGAUCCUGGUGAAGAGACAAGAGCUAGAGGUUUCUUAGCUUUCUACGAGAUUUGCGAACGUAUUAGAUCGCGCGGUUGGAACGUGAUCAGAGACCCCACUGGUAGAAUGGGUCCAUAUGCUACUUUUAACGAUCAAUGGGUAUCAUUUGACGAUGAUUACAUGAUACGCCAUAAAGCAGAGUACAUUCGUGCUAUGAGUCUGGGAGGUUCCAUGGUUUGGACUCUCGAUCUUGAUGAUUUCACUGGAUAUUAUUGCGGUUGUGGAAAAUCACCUCUUCUGGCUACAGUCAACCAUGUUCUUCGCGGCAAAGACCCACCUCCGGAUUGUCAAUUAGAAGAAAUUAUUUCAGUUGAGGCCCCAACAACAACAACAACAACAACCACGACGACCACAACACAAAUGACUGAACUCGCACCAGUACCUGAUACAGAAACUGAAGUAGAAUCUGUAGACAAUGAACAAGGAUAUGAAGGUAAAGCGUGUACGGGAAUAACGUUUAAGGCGGACGAACACGAUUGCAGCAAAUACUAUCUAUGCUUAAACGGUGUGUACGUAGACCUCACCUGCCCUGCACCUCUUGUAUGGAAUAAGAACCACUGUGACUGGCCAGCAAAAGCGAGAUGCAAGGGGAAAGCGUCACUCAAGAUAACAGAAGAUCAAGAAGAGAAACCAAUAAUUGCCUGCUACUUUACUAAUUGGGCAUAUUACCGGCCAGGUAAAGGUAAAUUUGGUCCAGAACAAGUGGAUGCAUCUUUGUGUACUCAUAUAAUAUACUCGUGGGCACAUCUCAGCAACACCUCGCAGAUCGUACCAGGCGUACCCGAACUCGAUGUAGACAAUGAUUUCCUCGGUAAAAUAUCAGAAUUAAGAUUGGAUGGAGUUAAAGUUAUUCUCGGCGUUGGCGGCUUACAUAACUCUAGAGUAUCGAAUUGGAGCGAAAUGGUGUCUACCAAGGAGAAAAGGACAUCUUUCAUAGAAUCAGCGCACAAGCUUAUUAAGAAAUGGAACUUUGACGGAUUGCAACUCGCCUGGCAGUAUCCAGUGUGUGGUCAGGAAAUUUGUACUGAGACAGAUGAAGAGAAUGAUGAAAAGAGCAACUUCAACGCUUUACUGACUGAAUUAUCUAAGUCAUUACGUCAAUACAACUUAGAAUUUUCCGCUGUGGUGUCUCCGAACCCUAAAGUAGCGGCAGUGGCGUACGAUCCUGAAGUUCUGACGGCAACUCUCGACUGGAUGGCCAUCGCCGCCAACGACUACUACUGGUCGACGAAUUCACGGACAGAGUAUCUCCUGCCUAUGCAAUCUUCUGCACCAUCAGAAGUUUGUGACUACAAAACAAUGUUGUCGUACUGGUCAAGCGUGGUGCCGUCUCGGCAGCUGGUGAUGAGCGUGCCGGCGUAUGGGCGCUCGUAUACGUUGCGCAGCGAGCUGUUUGUGCACCCGGGCGCCCCAACUGCGGGUCCGGGUGACGCCGGAAACUACACGCAAGUGCCCGGCUUCAUGGCGUACUACGAGAUAUGUAACGGACUAAAAACACAAUAUUGGGAAGAGAUGCCAACAGAGGAGGGAAUGAGUAUAGUACACGGCUCCCAAUGGGUGACAUUCCUUCGACCGCAGGAAGUAUUCAAGAUCAUUUCAACUUCAUCCAAAAUGGGUAUCCGCGGCGCCGCCCUUUGGGCCCUCGAUUUGGACGACUGGCGCAGCGAGUGCUCCUGCGAGCCCUGGCCCCUCCUCACCGCUUUGAGACAAGGUGUCUUCGAGCCCAACAUUUCACCAACUCUAUGUUAAGUUAUAAAAUAAGCUUGACUUAAGUUUAAUGCAUCAUACACCUACAUAGCUCGUCAGAUAACAUGUGACUGACUAGUCCUUUUAGUUGGCGCUUGUAGAGCCAUUACAGCAGAAAAAUGACUAGAAUUUUACUUCUCUAUUCUGUGACAAAUAAAUCAAGACUUAAAAAAUUGCUAAUUGUGGUACAUUUUUAGCAGUCAACUUUAUUUGCCGAAUUGCUGCAAAAUGAAUUUAAACUGUCUUGAAAAUUACUAUUUUCGUAAAAAUGUUAAAUUAUUUUAAAAAAUGUCAACGUCCCUUUUUAAAAUCGGAUUAAGUCUUUCGAUACUCAAUUUUAACUUUAAGUAUUUCAUAAGAACGCACUGUAAAUUUCUAGUUUAAGAUGUGAGGUGCUGACACGUUUUGUGAUAUUUUGUACAUUGAAUUCUUAUUAAUAAUAUAGUUUCCAGAUAUAUAUGGCAUAAAAGCUUACAUUUUAAUUAUUACACUGUAUAAUAUUAUCUCGAGAUAUUCAUCAAAUGUAUUUUUUUUAAUAUAAUUUUUUUUUAAUUUGGUACUCAACGAACCGUUGUUAAAUGUUUGCAAUUAUAAGAUUAUAUCUUUGUAGUAACAUUUCUAUAGCAUUGUAUAUUUUAUGUAUAAUAAAAUAGAAGAUAUUUUUAUAAUACAAUAGUCGUAUCUAAGAUAACAGAUACGUAAAUAAUUUACUUGUAAAAAAAGUAACAAGGUACCUCCAAUGCCAUAAAUAGAAGUUAAAAGGAACAAAAAAUGUCAUGAAAG
Messenger RNA from Papilio xuthus (Asian swallowtail), 9798 nucleotides. RefSeq names its product chitinase-related protein 1 (gene ChiR1). Bases 169 to 9018 code for a protein of 2949 amino acids. NCBI's taxonomy places the organism in Eukaryota, Metazoa, Arthropoda, Insecta, Lepidoptera, Papilionidae. The record is from RefSeq and is a predicted model, not a curated record. Gene Ontology annotation, molecular function: chitinase activity; chitin binding. Gene Ontology annotation, cellular component: extracellular region. The transcript has 52 exons. Gene Ontology annotation, biological process: chitin catabolic process; carbohydrate metabolic process.